CCGAUUCUCCCUAAUCAAAAAACUCCGAUCACACUCGAUGACGUCGACGCCGUCCUCCUCCGCCACCACCAACGUCAUGCUGGCCAUCUUCGAGAAGAAGACCACCCAAAUCGACCUCUACCGCCCCCUCCGCAACUACAUCGCCUUCCACUACUCCGAGCGCGAAGCCCAGAACCUCGAGGACGACCUCCAAACCCUAAAACAGCUCCGCUCCGACUUGGAGCGCACACCCGACCCGUCCCUCCCGGCCCGCCGCGACCUCCUCCAAAAUUACUACAAAGCCCUCUGCCUCGUCGAGACUCGCUUCCCUAUCUCGCCGGACAAGGACCACAUCAACUCCGUCACCUUCGUCUGGCACGACGCCUUCAAGAACAAGCAGAAGGCCUCGCAGCAGAACAUCCACCUCGAGAAGGCCGCCGUGCUCUUCAAUCUCGGCGCCGUCUACAGCCAGAUUGGCCUGUCCUACGAUCGCGCCACCGUCGACGGAAGGCGCCUGGCGUCUCACGCGUUCAUCGCCGCGGCCGGCGCGUUCGCGUUUCUGAGGGACAAUGCGGCGACCAAGGCCUCGAUCGGAAGCUCCACGACGGUGGAUUUGUCGGUGGAGUGCGCCGGGAUGCUGGAGAGGCUGAUGCUGGCUCAGGCGCAGGAGAGCGUCUUUGAGAAUACCAUAGCCAAAGGUAGCACGCCUGGUGUUUGCGCCAAGAUCUCCAGGCAGGUUGGAUUGUACUACGAGGAAGCUUUAGCGGCAGCAAAUUCUCCCACUUUGAACCAGCAUUUUGACAAGGCUUGGGUAUCACACAUGCAGUUAAAGGCUGCUCUCUUUUUCGCAGAAGCUUGCUAUAGGUAUGGUCUGGAGCUACAUGAGAAAGAAGAGAUUGCAGAAGAGAUUGCACGGUUAAAGAGUGGGAUAAGUGCUCUAGCGGAGUCUAAGAAAUCAACUAGGGGGGCAGCUCAACAAAUUUUGGAUGCAAUUAGCAAGUUAGAGGCCAACCUUAACCGUAACCUUGAGAGGGCUAUGAAGGAGAAUGAUAGAGUUUACCUCAUGAGGGUUCCUUCUGUUAGCUCCUUACCACCACUGCCAGCAUUUGCCAUGGUGAAGCCUAUGGCGAUGAGUGAGGUCUUGGAUGCAAGCAAGGAGAAGAUGUUUGCUAGUCUUGUUCCGGACAGUAGUGCAAAAGCUCUUUCAAGGUACACCGAAAUGGUCGAUGAUAUUAUCAGGACACAAGCUGAAAAAUUGCAACAAGCCAGUGAGCUGACUAGAGUAAGGCUCAAGGAAAUGGACCUUCCAGAGUCUAUUCUUGCUUUGGAAGGAAAUUUUACUCUUCCUACGGAUCUUAAAGAAGAUGUGGAGGCAGUGCAGAUUAGUGGGGGCCCUGCUGGUUUGGAAGCUGAGCUGCAGCAACUUAGGGAUUUGAGAAGAGUGAACCAGGAAAUUUUGGUACACAUUGAUGAGCUCUUGCAGAAAGAAGCCAGAGAAGAUUCCCAGUUUAGAAGCCAAUUUGGAACACGGUGGACAAGGCCUCAGUCAAGCACUCUUACUAAGAACUUACAGGAUAGGCUAAGUAGGUUUGCAGCUAACUUGAAGCAAGCUUCAGACAGUGAUGCUCGGAUUGAGCGCUCAGUCAGAGAACAUUCAGCUCUCAUGUCCAUCCUUGAUCGUCACCCGAUUGAAUCUGCCCUCCCAACUCUGGCUAGGCCGAUCAUGUCUUUGGAUGCCAAUGAAGAUGCUAUAUUAGGGGCCCUGAAGCAAAGCUUGCGGCAAUUGGAAACGCUUGGUGCUCAACGAGCAGGCCUUGAAGACAUGCUCAAAGAGAUGAAAAGAAAGGAUGACAUACUUCCUAAGUUGAUGACAUCAACUGGCUCCUAUGAGGAUCUUUUCAGGAAGGAGAUAUCAAAAUAUGAUCUUAUAAGUGAAGAUAUUGGCCACAAUAUUGAGGCACAAGAACAAUUAUUGCUGCAAAUCCAGGCCCAAAAUGAUGAGUUUGCUGCAGUCUUCAAUCUUGAAGAUUACAAAGCAUCUCGUGAGAAAUGUUACAAGCAGAUUCAAGCUGCCAUAGGAAAGUACCGUGAGAUUAAGGAUAACAUAAACGAGGGUUUGAAGUUUUAUGUUACUCUUCAGGAUGCAAUAACUAAUGUAAAGCAGCAGUGCAGUGACUUUGUGAUGACUAGAAAUAUCCAGUGCCAGGAAAUGAUUGAAGAUGUGCACAAACAGAUGGCAGGUCUCAAUUUCCAGGAUUCUAAAAACUCAGCUGCGUACAACUAUCCUUCUGCGGGAAGUCAAAGUCAAAGAUCUGGUCCACAACAGCAAACUGAUCCACGUCCUCAAACAUCCUACUACCGACCACCUGAGCAGCCAGGUUAUUCUCAGCCUCCCCCCUACUCAACGCAGCAGAUGCCUCCUCCGUACCAUGCACCUCCUCAGGCUGGUAGUCCAUACCCUCCCCAUCAAGCUGGUAGUCCAUACCCACCCCCUCAAGCUGGUAGUCCAUACCCACCUCCACAGCAACAGCCCCCUGCAAGCCAUGAAUAUGGUCAACCUGCUUAUCCAGGGUGGCGGGGUCCAUACUACAACGCACAACAAUCUGGAUCGCAUCCGCGACCUCCUUACACCAUCCCACCUCAAUACCCUCCAAACCAGAGUGGCUACUAUAAACCACAAUAGUCAAGUACACCUAUCGUUUGGGCUACAUAAUAUUAUUCAUUGUUCAUUACGUGUUGUUAUAAGUCAUCAUUCGGAUGUAUAGAUGCAGUCUUUUGAGAUGAUAGUCUAUUUGCAUGGCAUAUUUCUGGUUGUCUGGUGGUGUGCUUCUUGCCUUCGUAGCUUAAAACAUUUUUCUCUGUAUAGCUAGGGCAUACUUUUGAUAUGUGUACACAGAAUAAUAAUAAAUUCAUGCAUUUGAAACACUCCGAUUUAUGAACCAGCAGCAUCUUAUCUUUUGCAUU
This is a messenger RNA of Fragaria vesca subsp. vesca, 2943 nucleotides long. RefSeq names its product ALG-2 interacting protein X-like. The transcript is spliced from 8 exons. The record is from RefSeq and is a predicted model, not a curated record. Gene Ontology annotation, cellular component: endosome. Gene Ontology annotation, biological process: protein transport to vacuole involved in ubiquitin-dependent protein catabolic process via the multivesicular body sorting pathway. The coding region runs from base 38 to 2662 and encodes 874 amino acids. Gene Ontology annotation, molecular function: protein binding. Lineage: Eukaryota; Viridiplantae; Streptophyta; Magnoliopsida; Rosales; Rosaceae.